Molecule: messenger RNA, 546 nt
Organism: Owenia fusiformis
Lineage: Eukaryota; Metazoa; Annelida; Polychaeta; Sabellida; Oweniidae
Source: the annotation of a GenBank genome assembly
AUGAUGAUUGCAGCUUGUUUUAGAGCAGCACUUGUGCUUUUGCUGAUAUGCUGGAGUCUAUCAGGGAUAGAUGCAAAGAAGAAACCGAGGAAACCUACGUGCAAGGAGAGGGUACAGAAAGCUCAGAACAUUCUGGGUUCACUGUCGAACAUCAAGGACGACUGCAACGUUAAGCUCACAUGCCCGAGCGGAGAAACUCCAGUUGACAAGGAGAAUGAGUUGACAGUUUUGGAAAGUAUGAAGAGCUCUGUUGAUCGUAUGGCGAACUGCACAUGCGCAAGAACGGGUACUGGUCGCCAUGGUUACACUGUAAAAUCAAAUUAUGAAGCCUUUGACUAUCCUGUGAUCUUCGAGGAUGAAGUGCGUUGGAAGCUAUUCUGGUGGUUCAAAGCGAAUACUUCAUGGCCAGCCCUGGUUAGCGAUAUCUUACAAGAACACGUAACCUCUGAUUAUGACAGUUGUGAUGAAUUUGAUGACACUGACAAUGACUAUGACUCGGAGAAUGAACUUAAUGUGGCCAUUGAGGACCUUUUAAGGACCCUUUGA